CACACACAAAAGGCAACAGAUGCACAGAUACAAAUCCGUUCAUGACUGAGUGUUCAACCGCAAACACAACAGAACAAAAACACAACUCCUAACAUACUACUAGUAGCAACAGAGCAGCAUGGGUUCCGACAAGGGCGAGGAGAAGAGCUGCUGCCAGAAGUGCUUCUGCGUGGUGACGACGCUGACGAUUCUGGCCGCCAUCGGCGUCGUGGCCUGGUACUUUGCCGUCUUUGCCAAGGACGUCGAGGAUGCCACGGCCGACUGCGGCGGCUGCUACUGCGUCCCCGACAACUCCACCUCCAACGCCUGCCCGUCGCGCCCCGCGCCGCCCUCGUUCUACCCGGCCGAGACCCACCUGGACGCCUGGAAGUCGCAGGAAAUCCUGGACCCGUACGUCCUCAACUGCAACCCCUUCGAGGACGGGAUCCUCUGCGACACCGAGCCGCCCCUCGACCCGGAUUUUCGGUGGAGAAAACUCGGCGAGACAGCCGUCUGCGCCGUCCACUACGAGGCGGGACCAGCGGACGGGGAGCUCCCUCUGGAGCGGGGCCUGGACGGGGAAGCGGAGGCCAACGCGACCGUCUUUGCUUUUGACGAAGGCCCGGAAUGCGAAGAUUUUCCGGCGUCCUACCGCAUCAAGACCUACCCGUCGCGGGGGGAGGCCGAGGCCGCCGGGGGCUUUGUGACGCACGUCGGGAAUUGCGGAGUCUGCAGCACCCUCCAAGACCUGGCCGUGUACGUUGCCCAUUGUUUUUGUCGAAACUGAAAAAGAACUGGUUGUGAUCGGAUUCGAUGGUGCGAUGGGAGCCGGCUUGUUCUGCACAGCACAGCACUGUACAUUCUGACCGUCUUUUGUUUCCCGUAUCGUUUUUGCUACCCAAUCGUUUGCCACUAGGUACGCGAACACGGAUUUCGUUGGCGUAACGAGUCCGGGAAACUUUUGUAGGAGGCAGGCAGCCUCGUCGCUCGAAAACGGGCUCUCUUGCUACCUUGGAUUGGGCAUGACCCAGGAUUGCGCCAAAAUCUGGGCGGAUACCUCGUGGAAUGUAAGCACACACCCGGUCGAUUGUCGAUUGUUGUCUGUCGCUCUCCCGCUGUUGCUUUCAGGCACAUGCCACUCACACAACUGUUUCUUUCUUGGCGAAGACUGCGAAAAAUUGCUUUGGGAAGUGCGUUCUGGGUCCCACUCUGCCCCAAUUCGGAGGCGAGAAUGAGCAGGAUUCGAAUUCGAAUUCGAACGAAACCUCGUCUUCUGGCAAAUGGUACAAUGUACCGGCCAACAUAAAGAAAUGGUUCAAUUCUACGUCAUCGGACGAGAACAAGAGCAAGUCAGCGAUUCCCAGCAACGGGCCGGCUCCGGACUGCGUCCUGAAUGCCUGCAUAAGGUGCAACGACGAGUUCUCGUCCGAAAUUUUUGAGCUCUUUGCCGGGAGGAGCCGGCGGCGGUCGGGCCUCCUGUCGACAGCCGCGAGACCCUGCGGCUCGAUACCGAACAUCGAACACCAGGCGUGCCCAAUCACCGAGCCGCUGCUACCCGAGUGAGGGCACGGGUGGAUCGGGACACGAAUUCGUGGCAGAAUUUGCAGCACAAGAAAUAUUGGUCAAACAAAUUCCGGAAUCUGAUGGUGGUAUGGCUAGCGAGGCAGAUCUGCGAGUCAAGCGUGUGCCUUGACGCUCGUUUCGGAAACGGUCGCUAAUCCAACCACAGCGGCAGCAAUUUGUACAUAAAUGGCCAUGCCUCGACGCUGGCAGGGGUUCCAACACAAGACCGAGUCGGAUGGGAAUUGGAAUCCGUUCCUCGAACCAAAAUGCAAACUAACAGUUCUUCGGUGCCAUUGUUGUCAGAAAAUGCUAGACCGUGCCGGAAAGCACAGCAUCGCAUGCUGCUGCAACGGGUCCUGGUGCGGUAGCAUUGUCUUUGAAGAGCUAUGGGAAGAACACGAAGAUGUACCUAAAUUUUAGAGCCACUGCUACAAACUCAAGGAAACACAUUCUUCUUCGCACCAGCAGUACCGGUAUGUCGAAUGGUGGAGAAAUCCCAAGCCAGCAAGGAAACAGUAACUUCAGUAGAUCUUACCACCAUUAGAAGCAAUACUGCUUCUCGGUUGUUCCGAUUUUUGUGGUUGGUUUGAUGCUGGUUGGGUGCAUAUCUGUCUUCCUUACCACCUGCUGCGAGGUGACGGCGUGCACGCCGGGAGCCAGGAGCGUUUUCAUCCGAGACGCCGAUGUCUGUGUCCGCGUCUUCCGGACGUCGAUGGCUGCAGUCGCGUCAUCUAAAUCUGCUAAGAGACUCACUUUGAGGUCAAUAAGUCUUUGGAAUUUGUACUUUGGUGUGACAGCUUUAUAUAUUCUGAUCUCUUGUCAUUAGUUCACAGACCAGUAUUAUUUUUGAAGCCUACUGCUAAUAUUCAAGGAAUGACAGUAUCACUAGGACACCCAAAAUUCGAUUACUAGUAUUGGUUCUUUCCAGAGAUUCACCACCUUGAUGCUAAUAACAAGUAGUCAAAGUG
This is a messenger RNA of Pseudo-nitzschia multistriata, 2510 nucleotides long. The record is from the annotation of a GenBank genome assembly. NCBI's taxonomy places the organism in Eukaryota, Bacillariophyta, Bacillariophyceae, Bacillariales, Bacillariaceae.